AUGACGUUUACGUGCGAGUUUGCUUUCAUUGUGAAUAAACAACAAACAAGUUACUCGGCGGCGUCGCUGCUGGCCAUCCUCUUCGCCAUCCCCUUCGGGCUGCGGGUGCGCGUGCACCGCGAGGCGGGCCGCUGGGCCAGCCUGCCGCAGGCCUUCUACCACGCACACCUCGAGCUCUUCCUCGGCAACGCCUGUCUCGGCGUGGGCGUGAUGAUGCUGCUGGCGCUGACGGUGGAGCGGUACGUGUCGGUGUGCCGGCCGGGCCGCGCGCGCGCGCUGUCCGGGCCGCCGCGGCUGCCCGUCGUGCUGAUCCCGCUGCUCACGUUCGCCGCCUACAUGCCCACCGCCUUCCGCUGGCGCCUCAGCGCCUGCACCGACCCGUCCACCGGUGGGCUGCUCUACCGCCGCGUCGCCAACCACCUGCUCGAGGGCUCUCUGCUCUACGACGUAUACAAGGUCGCGUUAGAGCUGGUGUUCAAGGUGUGCCCGACGCUGCUGCUGGCGGCGCUGAACCUGCGCAUCAUGCUGGUGUACCGCCGGUCGUGCGAGCGCCGGCGCCGCAUGACGCUGUGCCGCAGCGCCUCCUCCGACCACGACGACACCCGCCACUUCGCCGAGGAGCGCCGCCUCGUGCUGCUGCUCGGCAGCACCUCCAUCCUCUUCCUGGUGUGCGUGUCGCCCAUGGUGAUCCUGAACGUGACACUGUCGCAGGGCAACCUGAGCCGCUUCCCGUACCAGGUGUUCCGCGCCGUCGCCAACCUGCUGGAGGUGACCAACUACUCGCUCACCUUCUACAUCUACUGCCUCUUCUCGGAGGACUUCCGCGCGACGUUGCUGCGUACGCUGCGGUGGCCGUGGGGCGACAUAGGACUUCUUGGAAAACAUUAA
Schistocerca nitens (vagrant locust) is the source of this 888-nucleotide messenger RNA. RefSeq names its product probable G-protein coupled receptor AH9.1. Gene Ontology annotation, cellular component: membrane. Gene Ontology annotation, biological process: G protein-coupled receptor signaling pathway. The transcript is spliced from 6 exons. Bases 1 to 888 code for a protein of 295 amino acids. NCBI's taxonomy places the organism in Eukaryota, Metazoa, Arthropoda, Insecta, Orthoptera, Acrididae. Gene Ontology annotation, molecular function: G protein-coupled receptor activity. The record is from RefSeq and is a predicted model, not a curated record.